Molecule: messenger RNA, 1168 nt
Organism: Cucumis melo (muskmelon)
Lineage: Eukaryota; Viridiplantae; Streptophyta; Magnoliopsida; Cucurbitales; Cucurbitaceae
Exons: 5
Coding region: 114-1025 (303 amino acids)
Cellular component (GO): chloroplast
Source: RefSeq, a predicted model, not a curated record
AAAAAGGAAAAAUGGAAAUAAAGUUAAGAAAAAAAUCUAAGAGGAGUUAGAGGCUGAAACCCAAACCACAAGUAACUAAUGGCUGGAGUUUGUAAUCACAAUGGGACGGAGAAAUGAGUACUUGCGUUUCCUCUCCUUCUCUCGCCGUUCCAUCUCCAGCGCCCGCCUCCACGAUCUUCCGCCGCAGGAUCCUCCGUGGCGCCUCCACACCUCUCGCCGUUCCUCCUCCUCUAUCCCGCCAUGCUUUCCCUCUCAGAGCCGCUGCGAACGAUUCCAACAGCACCGAGCAAUUGACGGCGGAAUCCGCCGUCGAAAGAUCGGAGGCUGAUAAGAUCGUAGACGGCAUGGAUUUCGGUGAACUCUGCAACGAAUUUGAGUGCAUCAGUAGCCCAUUGGUUGAAUCUACUGCCAGGCAACUUGCUAGAGACAUUCUUCAACUUCGUCAAGGCGAUCGAUCUCUUGGAAAUUUUGCGGUCUUUGUCAAGUAUAAGGAUCCGAUUAGGAAAUUCACGGGUCGAGAAAAGUAUAAAAGACAACUAUGGGCAACCAGUGCGCUUGACAAUCCAACUACGAGUGUGCAAGAAAUGGUGAUGAUGUCAACAAGCGUACUAAACAUCAAGUGGACAAUCAGAGGGAAACCUAAAUCCUUGGUAGCAGCCAUUGGAGGAGAUCUCAUCAUCAAAGUUGAUUCACAGUUCACACUCAACCAAAUCAGUGGCCAAGUUAUCGAACACGAAGAGCGUUGGGAUGUAUCGAGUUCUUCUGCCAUUUCCCAAGCUUUCUUUUGGGCCUCACGUUAUCUCUUUGCCUCUGCCGAGGCUGGAAAGGACUUGGCUGAUUCUGUCAGCAGUCUCACCGGUCGAGUCUCUACCGAGAAACAGAACUUGGAAAUGUUUCCUGACCCUUCCGGUGAUCCUACCAAGUUCUUUCAAGGUGAGGACAACUUCCAAAAAGAUGCAUACCAAUUUGCUCUGCUGCUGGCUAUCCUCUAUUUUGUUGUACAGUUUCUGAGGGCCACACUAUAAAUGUAACAAGACUAAGGUACCUUUCUCUAUUCUAUACUACUGAAGCCUCAUCAUGUAAAAUUCAUAUUUUUUACAACAAAAAUUCAUGUAGUAGUUAAACUCAAACAAUAAUGUAUGUAUGUAAUUAUGGAUUUUUCUUUGCA